AUGGAGGAGGGGCCGGAGCCAAACUUGGCACCCCACCAUCAUCUCCUUGACUGGUUGGAGGACUCUGCAUCAUUCAUUCCCUCCAUCCCUUCCUUCUUUGAUGAGCCCUACACUGAGAUUGAUCUAAACCCUUACGAAUGGUGGAACCAUGAUCAUGAUUAUGAAAAUCAACAGCAGAGCAUACAAACACCAGCCUCAAGCACUGCCAUCACCACCCCUUCUAUUACCACUACUACUAUUAUUGCUACUACCAAUCAAACAACAGUCCCUAAAUCUGAAUACACUACCAAGAAGCGAAAGCAACAGGAAGAACAAAGUAUUAGAUCUCAAUCUCAACAAAGCAAGAGAAGAAACAAUACUGACAAUGAAGAAGGCGGUGCAGAGAACGAAGAGGAUGGUGGUAGUGGUGGUGGAGAGGUGCAGAGAAAGCCAGGCAGGAAGGUGCAGACCAAGGGAAGUGGUUCUGGUUCAGGGAACAAUGGAGCAAAAGACGUCAGGUGGGCGGAGCAGCUACUCAACCCCUCGCGCGGCAGCAAUCCAUGCAAUGAAUUUAUCAAGAGUUCAGCAUCUCUUAUAUGUACUUAA
Dioscorea cayenensis subsp. rotundata (Guinea yam) is the source of this 585-nucleotide messenger RNA. Its product is annotated as protein NODULATION SIGNALING PATHWAY 1-like. The transcript has a single exon. The coding region runs from base 1 to 585 and encodes 194 amino acids. Lineage: Eukaryota; Viridiplantae; Streptophyta; Magnoliopsida; Dioscoreales; Dioscoreaceae. The record is from RefSeq and is a predicted model, not a curated record.